AUGUCUGGGAGCCUGUGGCUGAAGAAAAAGGAGGAGAGAGAUGGCAGAAGCUGCUGGUGGCGAGGCUUCUUCUGCAGGAUGGAAAUGGCUCUGGACUUGGCGGUCGCUGAUGCCCCUCGCUCUGCUACCGCUUGGCCCUGGACCGCAGCCGGGUGUCAGGCUUUGCACAAAGAACAACCCCCUAUUGUGUCUCCCGCGUGGGUCACCUCAUCGGGCUCGGGUUCCCUGCCCCACCUCUCGCUUCCCAGGCGGCUGGGAUCUUUUGCUCGAAAGGGUCGGAAGCUGCAGCCUGCGAGUGGGCGGGGCGAGCAGGCCUGGGAGGGCUCAAAGGCGAGGUGGAAGGAUACACGAGCCACGGUCGGAACUACUUUCAGGAGGAGGUCACGUGUGGUCCUAGUUGGGGAACUUUCCAAAUUCCCAUUCCCCUCUGUGUGCUCCUGAGGCAAGAGCUUGGACCCUUCUGCUCUGCUAGGUGGUCACCCCAGGUGGGGGCAGCCGGACCCCUGCUCAUCCCGGUCGGAGCGGAGAGCGGCACCCACGAGCGGUCCGCAGGAGCGCUGUCGGGGCCAACGCCUGGGGAGCUGGUUACACAAGCACCCACAUUCAAGCACGUGCCCCGGCCACCCCUCUCUGCUGGCCGCCGCCGGUUUGUGCACGGUGACGCGGAGAGUCCCCAGCCUGCGCUUCCCUUUCGCUUGCAACCCAUGGAGCGAGCCAGAAGGCCGAGAGUCCUGCUCUGGGUCUGCCCACACCGCGCGUUCUCAACCGUGGGAGAAGAGGCUGGGCCUGAGGGCAUCUGACGCAUCUCGUUUGCUAAUGAGAUGGACCCUCUGUAGAUCUGUACUCGCGGGGCAAAAGGGUAUCUCCUGUUGCUGCUGGCUGCCCGGGCUUACCGAUGUUGCAACAAACUUCCAGUCACUGCCCCUGAACUGGUGAACGCGCCCCACCUACUGUAGACUCAGCCAAGUGACUUAUCUGAGCACCUAGUCAAUGGCUGUCCGCCCAGAACAAACCUGUCAAGUAAAAAAGCUUACUGCCGGGAUUGGCUGACCUGUCGCGCUUGAGAGAGCUGGUUCAGAAAUGCUGAUAACUAGAGUGCAAGCCCCUCCUCCCGGACGAGCCAGCCACAAAGCGAGCGAUCACCUUGAGCUUGAAGAAAAAUGACAUCAACACCAAGGCAGGGAUUUCUUCCUUUUUGUUCUUUUCCCAGAGGACUUAGUUCUCAGGGUGACAAUUUGAGUCCGAAAGUAUCUGACUUGAGACCUAAGCUGAGGCACUGGGUCAUUUUAGAAAUUGGGAGAUUAGUAAUCUAUUAUCAUGGGUAUUGCUGUAAUUGCGAGUAGGUGUCUAGGAAGGCCAGCCGAGGGUUUAUGAAGUAUAGGAGAAAGAAAAUUGCGUAUGUGCACAGCAUAGUUGCAGGCAGCUCCUGAAGCCUAGAAACCUCAAGAGGCUUGGCUCAGAGAGCCACGGGCCAUUACCUAACUCCAGGACUGCUAAUUAAACCAGGGAUAUUUACAGUUCUAUUAGAGAUCUCUGAGGCUACUCAAACCUUGCAUUUAGAUGCAUCCUUUUAAGAUCUCUCUGCAGGAGUCAGCAGCCCAAGCUAAGCAAGCAUUGAUGUUUAUUGCAGGCUGUUUUUGUGCACGGUUCUGGUCGGUUGGGGGAGGCAGGGAAGACGGAUGAGAGCAAUUUGAAAACAAUAGAAAGCCCUCCAUUUGGUUUCUAAAGAUGUAAAUAAAUCUAACCCACACAGCCUAAUCUAAGAUGGAGAUCUAUUUUACAUAUAACCCCCAAAGUCAAGGUGUUAUAUGAAAUGCAUGGUAAAAACCCAAGGUGUGCCCAGUGGAAUAUCUACUGUCGCUUGGUGAGGAAAAUAAGGAUGAAGUUACAUCAAGAGAAGUAGGUUGAGGAGGGGAAAUGACCCACAUUUUUUCCUGUCCCCAGAGUCUCUGUUACUAGCAUCACCCUAUUUUGCCUCUUCCCUGGAGCCAUCUUGUGUGACAUAGUCAAAGAAUCUCUAAGACACUCUGAAAUCUUCCUCUAUAAGAAAAAGAAAGGCACUCAUUCCAAAGCUUCCUGAUGCUGGGCUGGAGGAAAGAGGAUCCGUUUCUGUUACCAGAACAUCACUCUAGAGCACAGGGGAUGAACAUCCCAGCACUCAAGUGCUGGAACCUGACACCAGCCCACAGACACUUCCAAGUGAGGGAAGAAAGCCGGAAACCAGUUAACUGCUUCCCUGAAGGCCAGGUUCCUCUCUCUAGUGGUGAAUGAAUAGAUAACUAUGUUGGCCCGGUGUGUGGCCAGGCUGACAAUAGUAUCAGGUUUUGCUGGGUGUUUCCUCUCACAGCAUUAACUAUGUUUCUGAAAGAAGUACUGAUGUAGACUUGUAAAUUUUUUGGUGUUUUUCACAUCCAUUCAAAGGAUGUGAAUAGGUCAGUAGGGGAAAAGCCCAGAUAGCAAUAAAAAAAAUAUUUAAAGUUCAAAUGAAAAUAUAUCUGCUUGGCUGUCCUGAUACUACAAUACACUGGUUGCCUAGCACUUCAUUUCCUUACCUGUCUGGAUUUAAAACACCCCAGGGAGAAACAGAAGCCUAUAACAAAGGAGGAAUUAUAUAAAGCUCUAGGGAGACUAACUUUAUAGAAUAAUUAGGGAGUAUGAUAAACCAGCUUUAAUUAUAGUUUCCAACAGCUGAUUCCAAAACUGUAUUGUUACUACAAGCCAAAGAUGUUCAGAGAAAAGUCUUCCCUGGUUUCUUUGAUAAGUGGGACACCAAGAACUGGAUGUGGAUAAUAGAAAUAGUUGAUGGCUGUUGGAGGUUCUGCACUAAAGUAUCUUGUGUGUGAGCCCUCCAUUGUCCUGGUGCCUUUCUCCUCUUCCCAUUCUGACCCUUCCAAAAGAGAGUUAAGUCUAGUGCUUUAAUUUUUUUAAGCAAGUGGUCUGUUUUUUGUUUUUUUUUAACUUAAAAAGCACUUUCUAAAUAAUAGAAAAUAAUGGUUUAGGUAACAUAUAAUUGGCUUUGAAUUUAAACUGGCCUUUUUUAGGUUUCUGAAGGCUUUCCUCUUAUUUAUUCUAUUAUUUAUUUAGUUUUUUAAAUCCACAUUUAUUUAUUGUCUGUGCAAGCAUGCACCAGCUCAUACACACAGGUCAUGGCACAUUGGUGGUGCAUGUUAGAGGACAAUUUGCAAGAGUCUGUUCUCUCUUUUGACCACAGCUUCUGGGGAUCUAACUCAGGUUGCCGGGUUUGAUGGAACACACCUUUACCCACUGAGCCAUCUUACCACCCCACUUACUGUUCUCUUAAGCACAAACAGUUUGCUCAGCCUGUCCUCCUAUAAGUCAUACACAUACUGUAUUCUAGGAGAAAAUUUUGCAUUACGAUCUAUAAGCUUUCCAUACUCUAAACUUUCCCAAAGCUUUUGCAAAUGGCUCUCUGUCACCUUUCCUGUCUCAGGAAAGAGAUAUUCUGUAUGAUAUCAUUAGUCUCAAACAAACAGAGGCUGUACUGGGUGCUGGGGUGCCACAGAACAGACCACAUGGCACCCAGGAAUUAUCACUCAGGGAGUGUCACAAAACAACUUUAUUUCCAUUAAUUUUGACUGUCAGAUCUUCUACUUUGGUCUUAAUUCCAGUUGUGGCUCUAUGGAACAUAGCUUGCUGUUUUAGCACUUCUAAUAAUAGAAACUAAAUGUUUCAGGGUAACCCACAUGUCUAGGUAUAGGAGUGGCGCUGAGAUGGAAUCAAGAUUGACAGUGCUUCUUCUAGAUCAUCAACUAUUUCGGAGGAGGAGUACCUUUUUUGAAAGAGAAAACAGACAAAACCUGCUUAAAUCAUCUUCAUGAUGACUGGGGAGUCUUAUCUCCGUCCUUGUAAUGAUUCAGUCAACAAACACUUGGGACUUUUAUGUGCUCCUCCUGUCUUAAGCUUUUUGAAUAAGACAGAUACUGGCCAGCAGGGUCCACAUUCAGUAGGAUGAGUCAGCUUUGGGAAUAUGAAUCCUUGGACUGAAACUAUUGCAACCUCCUCACAGCCCACAAAGUCAAGUUAACAACUAUGAUGCUUGAUAACUGAUUCAAUUAUCUAUUGCUUCACAACAAAUCACAGUAAAAAACCAGUGACUUGAAACGACCAUCUUUGUUUUCCCACAAUUCUUGAGGAAGGGUGUGGCUGGGCAAUUCUUUUCCCCACUGUUAAGAUCAAGGGACAGAUAUGGUCUACUCAGCUGUGAGUUUGGCUGGAUCUGGAAUGUCUAAGGAAAUUUCAACCUGUGUAUCCAGGAACUCAACUGGAGUAACUAAAAUGACGAAGAGUUUCACUGUCUUCAUGAGGUUACUCCAAAGCUGAGCCUAUAACUUAGCCAUCAUGAAGAGCAUGGGUGCAGUUUCUCAUUUUGCAGCCAUCUGGAUCUUUAUUUCAUGGGCAUAUUGUAUAGUUGGCCCCUGAAGCCAUUUCUCACACUGAGACACUUGAUAACUAAAGAGAUACUCCCAGGCCCCUAAAUUUUCUAGAAAAAAUGAUGUUUGUUUUGGAGACUGGCUCUUAUUUAUCCCAGGCUGGUCUUGAACUCACUGUAACUGACAGUGAUCUUUCAUUUUUGAUAUCCCCUACCUCCACCUCCAGAAAGGUUACAUGCAUUUACUAAGAGUGAGUUCCAGGACAGCCCAGGCUACACAGGGAAACCCUGUCUUGAAAAACCCAAAACCAAAAAAAAAAAAAAAAAAAAAGUCAAUUGAAAACUUAUACAUAUGUAGAUAAAUAUGCUAAUCUAAAUCUACAGAAAAUAUCUGAGAGAAUAAACAAAAGUCUAAAAAGAAAGGGAAAGCAUUUCAGAGAGAGAUUGACAUCUCUUCGUGUGUUGUUUGUGUGUUGAAUGGGUUUUUUGGGUUCUUUGUUUUGUUUUUAUCAAGACAGGUUUUCUCUGUAUAGCCCCCGCUGUCCUGCAACUGGCUCUGUAGACCAGGCUGGCCUCAAACUAACAGAUCUGCUUGCCUCUACCUCCACAGUAGUGGAAUUAAAGGUGUUCUUUACACUGAUCAUUUUUGUUUUCAUAAGACAAAAUAGUGAUUUUACCCAAUAGAAUUAAAGCUAAAAAUAAAUGUUUAUUAUCAAAAGAAUAUCAAAUAACCAGAGAGGAAGUUCAUGUCUAAUUUCAUUCUCAAAUAAGUGAGCUCGCUAAGAAAUUUCCAAUAUUGAAGCCUAAAGGUCUGCUCAGUAUCUGCCAUAAAUGAUAUCUAGAAAUGCUGUGUGCUACAGGGGUGCUAUGUGCUACAGGGGUGCUGUGGGCUAUAGAGAUACUGUGUACUAUAGGGAUGCUGUGUGCUAUAUGAGCUCUGUCUUGAUCCAAGUACCCUCUCUUCCUGUAUCAACUGCUUCAACUAGGUCUAUUUUUCAGUUUUUGUACUACUUAGCAAUGUUCUGCUCAAAACAUUCUUUUCCUCUAGAAAUAAUUAUAUUUCUACAGCACCAAAGUCUUCUUCCACCCUACAACGUAGCAGACUUCUCUGUGAUAGGAUAGAAGAUUGAGAAGAAAUCUCAAAGACCUUCUCAUUCACCAACCUCAUUGUACAUUGUACAUGCAAAGAAACUAGGAACAAUGAUUUACAAAACAUUACAGAUGCUUAGGAGCCUGGGAAAUUUCUUUAGUUAAACAAAAAUGGGGCAAAAUCCUAGCUUUUAUUGAACCUGAACAAGGUACCAGAGGGAAAUUAGACUAGAGAUGACUUUUCAUAAUAUUUCUAGCCCUAGAGUUGGACACAGACUAAGGGGAUAAGAUGUGAUUGGUGUUCAUUGUCUGCCCUCUGUUUCCUGAACUUAGUUCCAAGGAUGAGCCUUAAAAAAAUUCAAACGUGAGCUGGGCAGUGAUGGCUCACACCUUUAAUCACAGCACUCGGGAGGCAGAGGAAGGCAGAUCUCUGUAAGUUCGAGGUCAGCCUGAUCUACAGGGCAAGGUCCCAGACAGCCAGGCCAGGGCAACACAGAGAAACUCUGUCUCGAAAAACCAAAAAAAAAAAAAAAAAAA
Molecule: messenger RNA, 6016 nt
Organism: Cricetulus griseus (Chinese hamster)
Lineage: Eukaryota; Metazoa; Chordata; Mammalia; Rodentia; Cricetidae
Source: RefSeq, a predicted model, not a curated record